CUGCUAUUUAUGGGGUUUUAGAAAGCUCCGUUGAAUGUAGGACGUUACGGUAUGAUGGCUGCCAUGGUAAAUAACGAGAUUUGGAUAGCUGGCGGCAUAAUCGAAACGAAAACGAGAGCAUCCGACAGCAGAGAUGGUUUUAUCGCUAGUACAACAACACCAGCGGAUAUGAAGGCUCUGGGUGGUGGCGAUGGCGAUGGAAUUGGUGGUGGCGUUAAUGGCGCGGCAAAGGGCGUCAAUGGCAAUGCUGACAGUUUUGCUGUCGAAGCAACAAAAAGUGCAGUCGUGGAUGUAAUCACCGAUUCGAUGGAGUAUUAUAGUUUGAAGUGUGCUUAUGGCAGUAGCGGCAAUGACGAACACGCUACGGAUAUACGCUUGCCUAAAGUCAAUGAUGUAGAUGGUGAUGCGACUAUUGCUGCUGUGGGUGGUGAUGAUGGCGUAGGUGGUUGCACGCUGUCCACUACUAUGAAGAGAUGUGGUGCUGGCAUUGAUGGCACACGAUGGAUUAAAGCAAAUCAGCAUUUGCGUAUACCACGAUUAUUUGGAAAAUUCUGCAGACCUUCUGAGAAUGAACUGUAUCUCGUUGGCGGAAUCGGAUUUAAUUCAGAUAAUGUUUUAACUUCCUUGUCGUCAGUGGAUCAUUAUAACUUUGUUGAAGGCCAAUGGCAUCAUUAUGGUGAUAUUAAAUGGGCCAGACACGGUCACGAUAUCACCACCCUUAAUAAUCGAAUUGUAAUUAUUGGAGGCGUUUCUACUAUCAAAAAAUGUACACUGACUAAGGUGGAAUCAUUUUGCAUGAAAACACGCCGAAACUUUAAGGAUCUGCCAGAAUUACCAUGGCCUUUGUCUGGAAGUGCUGUACUCGCUUUGGAUUGAUUUGUUUUUAUGCUGCUGC
Messenger RNA from Rhagoletis pomonella (apple maggot), 895 nucleotides. RefSeq lists its product as uncharacterized. The transcript has 3 exons. Gene Ontology annotation, molecular function: protein binding. Lineage: Eukaryota; Metazoa; Arthropoda; Insecta; Diptera; Tephritidae. The coding region runs from base 52 to 876 and encodes 274 amino acids. The record is from RefSeq and is a predicted model, not a curated record.